This is a messenger RNA of Lates calcarifer (barramundi perch), 1378 nucleotides long. Its product is annotated as filamin A-interacting protein 1-like. NCBI's taxonomy places the organism in Eukaryota, Metazoa, Chordata, Actinopteri, Centropomidae. Bases 145 to 1131 code for a protein of 328 amino acids. The record is from RefSeq and is a predicted model, not a curated record. The transcript has 8 exons.
GUCCUCCUUAAAACAGGUGGGAGUUAAAUAUCACAGGAAAUGAGCACACGGCGUCUUAUCUGACGAUACGGGACACACCCGUGACUUUCCCUCCGGGGUUUCAGAGAAGGAGAGGAGCAGUUGUUCAGAAACACACACAGAAGCAUGAGGAGGUUUUUCAGAGCGCACCGGGACGAGGACUACAGUCAGAUCCAGUAUCUGACGGCCAAGUGCACCCGCCUGGCUCACGACAAAGCAGUGCUCGACCGGGAGUUCCUGGUGUCCAGAGAGAGGGAGAGGAAGCUGCAGAAUGACCUGGAGGCUGCGACCGCUCGACUCCUCCACCAGGAGCAGGUGAACAUGCAGCUGAGGAUGAAACAGGACCAGCUCAUCGGCAGGAUCCACCAGCAGCAGGAUCUGGUGGACUUGCUGCAGCAGCGUGUGGUCCUGCUGGUGGAGGCGAGCUCCCGGGACGCGGAGCUCCUGCGGCAGGUCAGCUCCGAGCUGCUGUGCCUGCAGAGCUCCGAGGUGAAGCUGGAGGGCCUGGUGGAGGAGCUGCACGCCGAGGCCCAGCACAGAGCCGCGGUGGCGGAGAGCCUCCAGACCGAGCUGCAGGCCGAAGCCCAGCGCAGGGCUGAGCUGACGGAGGGCCUCAGGGCGGAGCUGCACAGUAAGACAGAGGAGCUGGAGGAGCUGCAACACAUCAACAAAACUCUGACAAAGGAGCUGAAGGGUUUAAGCAAAGCUCAUGAGAAGGAGGUACGAGAGCUGCAGCAGGAGAACGAGGGAAGUCUGAGGAAACUACAGGAGACAGCAGAGCAGUUUGAAUGGCUGUGUCAGCAGCAGCGUUACUGGAUGUGCUGCGUCAAGAGAUUCAAAGCCUGUCUGAUAGAGGAGAGAGAGGCUCUGCUGCAGCAGGUCAGCAUGUUGGAAAAGAAAACUCAGAAACUGAGGAGUUUACAAGAUGAUAGUCCCACACAGAGCCUCAUCUGCCCCCUACAGGACACUGAGAGCUGUGACAGCAGUAUAGCAUCAUGGGAGGCAGAAGCAGUGGCUGACCUGGAGUCUCAGGUGGAGAAGUCCAACACGUUGUAUGAGGACCUCUUUAACCAGGCAGGGAGUCCUAUCAACGGACACCAAAAACCUCCUUGAGGACAGAAGCCUGGAGCCUGGACACAUCUUUGUUUUCUCUUCCCACCUUCUGCUGACCAGAAGAUAAUGACUAGAUGUUUGUGUGUGUGCUUAGCUAUGUGGAAUACUUCCCAGUCAUUGUGUAAAAAAAACAAACUAUCUUGGAAAAACAUACCUGUGAAACCAAGUUUGUCUUCCACAAUUGUUCAUCUGUCUUGAAAAGAAUCUCUUUCAUGAUAUAUGACUGAAUUAAACACUGUACUAUGUG